AUCACGGCCUGCCUGGGCGUCGGCAGUUCGCUCAUUGGUAUUGCUGCGUAGGAAACUAACACCCAAACAGCACCUCAGCAGAGAGCUCGGAGGUGGCACUUACAUAAACGGAAGCCUAAAAUAAAAACACUUCAAAUAAAAAAAUGCAUUCAGUCACUCUGGAUGGUUCGCCAAAGAAACGGACGCUGUCUCGGGGAAUAAGCGAGGACGAGUCUCUCCGCAGCUUCAUAAAAGAGUCCGAGAGCUCGUCCAGGCGCCUGGCACGAAGCGACAGCCGAGCUGGAACCUUGAAGAGGAGGACUGACAGUCAGACCGAUCCGGACCUCUUCAUGGGCCUCCCAGAAAUGCUGGAGCUGCAGGCCAGCUAUGAUGAGGUGGUGCAAGAGCUGCGUGGGCUGGAGGUUGAGCGAGAGACUCUGUUGUUCCAGGUGGACGUCCUGCAGGACACGCUGGAGGGUGUGGAGGAGCUUCUAGCCGAGACACAGAGGGAAGCUGGACAGACUAACACGGAGUUAGUGUUAGAGCGGGAGGCCAAGAGGAAACUGGAGAGCAUGGUGUCCUCUCUUAUGCAGGAGGUGGAGAGAUUAAAAGAGGAGAAAAAUAACCAUCCACCUGCUCCAGUGAACACAUUUGUAAGUGCUGAUGAGCCAAUAAGGGGACACCAAAUGGAAAACGAUGUCCAGCACUUGACUGAAGCUGCUCACAGAGAAGAAAAAGACUCCUCGCUGUGUGAACCAUGCAGCGGGGAAAGCAGAGGCGGAGCAUCAGAGGAAAAGGAAAAGAGCAAAGAGGCAGACGAAGAAGGAAACACCCUGACAAAGCUGAAGAAGAUGGCCGAUCAGGCCCUGGCCCAUGUGCCCACUCUUGCCCUGGGCAACCUGGUCUUACAGGAUGGGGUCCUGCGGAGGCCAUACGAAAACGGCGUGGAGGAGGGACGAGAUUCUUCUCCAGACAGGAACGACUCAGACAGCAUAAGUGCCUACGAGGAUGCAUCUGCUGAGACUCCGGAGAUGGACAGGAUUUUCCCAGGUGACAAUUCAGAGCUUCCUUAUGAUUCAGAAAAUAAUGAGGGAUGUACCACUAACAGCUGCCAGCCCAAUGACCCCCAAAACCCUGAACUCUGUGUUGUGUCUUAAACAAUCUGUUUGAUGUACUGCUUGGAGAAAGGUCAAAGAUUAUUGAUGAUUUUGAAAUAUUUUAAAGCGCUUUCAUUUGCAGUUAACACACAUCACAUAAAUAUGGUUUGCUAUAAGCAAUGGCCAUAGCUGUUAUUGAAGCUCAAAGGAGAAGUCUAUAAAUGAAAUACCUUAACAUAAACAACUUUUAAAAACUUGGCUUUAUCAUUGAGCAAUUGAAAAUCUAAAUGCCAAAAUUAGCUUUUGUUUGUUUUAUAUGUAAGUCAAAGAAAUGUGUUUUGGACUUGAGACACUACUUUUUGACAUUUUAUGACUAAAUCAUUAAUGGUGAGAAUAUUGGGCAGCGUAAUUGAUGAUGGAUAAAAGGGUACGUUGCAAAUGUAGUUGUCAAUCACUGUAAUACGAAGCUUCGGUUUUAAAUUCACGACAAAGGAACUCAGGAUUCAGGUGGUUUACUAAACUGGGAUUCAACUCAAGACUACUUUAAAUAACUUGCCAAUCAUUUGUCUUGAAUGUACGUCUUAAAUUUUUUAUUUUUCGUAUUCAUGGAUAAACACAGAAAGGACUCCUUGUUCUUUGAUGGUUCACUUCUUUAGGGGCCUUUUAAGAAGGUUUUUUUUACACUACCAGGUCCCAGGACACAAAUCAGAUUUACCUGUAUAUAAAACAAAAUGAGCUUAGAAAGAAUUUGAACUGUUGCUGUGUUCUGAUUUAUAAUUACACAACAGAGAGUUGGGAUUUUAGAGAGGCAGUGUAAAUGUCUCACACUUACAGCUUGGAGGAUAUUUGAUCUGCCAGAAUAGAGGGUUCAAGAUGCGUUUGACAUCCCCUCAUGAAGCUCUGAUACAGGCUUUCAAAGACAGGUGGUAAAUAUAUAUUUUAAAUGUUUUUAGUAAGGGAAAAUGACUUUUAUUUGCUGCCUGUAGUUGUGUUUUUUAAUCUUUUAUAUACGGCCCUUUCCUGUUCGUAUUUUGAUUUAGGGAAAUUAAAUUGGCUGCAUUUGCACUUUUUGAAACUCUUGUAUUGUGGCAUAAAUUUGUCAGAUUACAUUAGAAACAACAUUCCCUUUACAACCAAACAUGGCAGUGAUGACUGAUCUGCUGACCUGCUGCAGGCUGCCUCUCUGCCUGCACAGUGAAAACUGUAUGUUUGCACAUUUACAGACACACUUGCUGAAAUUAGUUGCUCUGUAUGUCUCUGAAUGCUGUUAUACUCACUUUGUAUUUUAAUCACAAUGUUUUAUGGUUAUUUUAUAUAAUGUUAUAUUUCCUCUUUUUAAUGCUUGAAGCAACAGUAAGACCCUAUCACCUCAUUUGAUUUGCAUGAGCACCUAAGAAUGUAAAACAUUUUCAGUCUGCAAAUGAAUCAGUCUGUCGGUCAUUAUGUAGUACAUUUGCACGCAGAACUCUGUUUGGAGAUGAUGGAAUUUUUGCAGCUUUAACAAAUAUUUUAGGGAACAUAUGUGACAUUUUUUAAGGAAAAUCAGUUUUAAUCUCCAAUCGUGGCAGAUCUGAAACAAAAAGUGGAACCAUAUUAAAGCAUUAAAGAAAGUGUGAUACUAGAUGAUAGCACUUGUGCAGUUGCUGCAUUUGGUUGCAUGUUGUUUUGUGGGUUUAUGGCGGGAUAUUCAUGUUUGUAUUUACUGAUGUGUCUUUUGUUUGACUUCAUUUACACCAGGUUACUGCUACUGAAGUGCUGUUACUGUAGUGCUGUGUGGUGGAAAUGUAGUCGGGUCUUAAACAUUCAGGUCAUUAUUAUACAUCAACGCUGGUCUUACGUUCAUACAUGAACAUCCACAAUCAUUGGUCGGCUACAUUUUUUCAUCAACUUUAUAGUUUUCAUUACAUUCCUGUCAGAUCAGAGGAUUUGAUCUGUCCCACUGAAAUAAAUGUUUUACAUCAUUUUUGGAACUUUCUUGUUUUUAUUUUGUAUCACUGAUGCUUUUUGUUGAAUUUAAGUACAUAGCUGUGCGUUUUUAAUUGUUUUUUUUUUUUGCAUAUUUUUGUCACACAGCGAUGCAAAAAAAUGAAGUUCUUAGUGUAGUUUGAUGCCUUUAAUGGGUGGACAUAUUUUUGACAUGUUCUGAGCUUUGUAUCAAAUGGUCACAGGUGACAGAAGAUGGCACGGAUUUAUACUUGUAAUUAAAAUGACAUUCCAGACAUAUCAAAAUAAAAGAAGUGAAAAAUGCCAA
Molecule: messenger RNA, 3327 nt
Organism: Notolabrus celidotus (New Zealand spotty)
Lineage: Eukaryota; Metazoa; Chordata; Actinopteri; Labriformes; Labridae
Product: leucine-rich repeat flightless-interacting protein 1
Exons: 6
Coding region: 144-1136 (330 amino acids)
Source: RefSeq, a predicted model, not a curated record